AUGGCUAAAGUACACGAGGCAUUGUAACCUAUUCAAUGGUUGAUUGGGACAUGGGAAUCCGUGACAGCGAAGGGAAGUUAUCCCACCAUCAAAGAUUUUUCCUACAAUGAGAUCAUCAAGUUCGAAUCCUUGGGACAACCGCUGCUUAACUAUGAGGCAAACUCCCGUCAUCCCGUGUCCGGUGCUCCGAUGCACCUCGAAAGAGGCUUUCUUCGCAUAAAACCAGGCACCAACCAGGUGGCGUUCAUGGUAGCACACAACUUCGGUUUGGUUGUGCUGGAGGAAGGAGAAGCGACAGGGCACGAACUAAAGCUGGUCUCGAAGUCGGUUGACCGGAUGUCCUUUGGUAAAGACCCAGCCGUAAAAGCGGUCGUGAAAAGCUACCGUUUAAAUGCGGACGGAACGUUGGAGAUUCGAACGGAUAUGGAGACAACUAAUACACCGAUGACCAAUCACCUGAAUGUUGUGUACAAAAGAUGUGAAUGA
Molecule: messenger RNA, 486 nt
Organism: Anopheles marshallii
Lineage: Eukaryota; Metazoa; Arthropoda; Insecta; Diptera; Culicidae
Product: peroxynitrite isomerase THAP4-like
Exons: 1
Source: RefSeq, a predicted model, not a curated record